Molecule: messenger RNA, 5086 nt
Organism: Numida meleagris (helmeted guineafowl)
Lineage: Eukaryota; Metazoa; Chordata; Aves; Galliformes; Numididae
Gene: PAK5
Product: p21 (RAC1) activated kinase 5
Exons: 14
Coding region: 692-3004 (770 amino acids)
Biological process (GO): protein phosphorylation; regulation of MAPK cascade; intracellular signal transduction
Cellular component (GO): cytoplasm
Molecular function (GO): protein serine/threonine kinase activity; ATP binding
Source: RefSeq, a predicted model, not a curated record
GCGGGCCGUGAGGCGGCCGGGUGAGGGACGGGAGGGCCGCGGCGGGGCCGCCCGCCAGCGCGUGCGGGAACCUAGGCGAGGGGAUUCACCGAAAUGGAGCGAUGUGGAGAAACCAACGCGACUGCAAGUCCCCAGAGCGUUUGUGCGGCAGCGCGGUGUACGUCAGUCGUGUUGGGCUCGAAUUGAAGCCUAACUGCUGGCAGACCUGAUGGGAAGAAGAAACGGAAGUGGUGAUACACAGCUGGAUACGUGUCCAACAGAACACGAGGGCAGGCGAUCUCAGGCACGAGACUGUGUGAAUACUGUAAACACAUAUGGGGACAUUUCUCAUCUGGAGGGCCCUGGCUAUUCGAAACACCUUCCAGGCACUGUCUGGAGGUCCUUGUCUGGCUUCCUUGUGAAAAUGACCCAAAUUUCAAGAUAGACGUUCCCAAGAGCAAGAAUUACUGUCUGCGCAUUGUCUGUACUGUGCCUGCUACAAGGGCCUCCCUCUGUGUGAGCUCCUGAAAUACACCUCUGUGCCACAGUAAACCAGCAGAGCUGUAACCUCGUCACCCUGUGGACUUUUGAAAGUCCUCCAGGAGCGCUUUCCGUCCGGGCUGAGCGCUUGCCCUCAUAGGAGACGUUUCUUCAGCCUGCAGUAGCGGUGAGCUCCAACGCACGCUGGUCCUGUGAUCCUCAGUGCUGUGGGAUGAGACCUCCUGGUCGGCUCAGCCCCAAGGGGAGAGCGCAGGAGGAGCUGGACAGAGCGAUGCCACUUGCUGAGAGACUUGGCAUGGUCAGGAAUACAUUGAAGGCUGUCAAGAGGAAUUUAGUUAAGGGUUUUUCCACCAUGUUCGGAAAGAAAAAGAAAAGGCUUGAAAUUUCUGGGCCCUCUAACUUCGAACAUCGUGUCCAUACUGGCUUUGACCACCGAGAGCAGAAGUUCACGGGACUACCUCAGCAGUGGCACAGCUUGCUGGCGGACACGGCCAACAGGCCGAAGCCUAUGGUGGACCCCUCAUGCAUCACUCCCAUUCAGCUUGCGCCUAUGAAGACUAUUGUUAGAGGAAAUAAGCCUCGGAAGGAUACUUCAAUCAACGGCCUGCUCGAAGAGUUUGACAAUAUCUCCGUGACUCGAUCCAACUCCCUGCGGAAGGAAAGUCCUCCCGCACACCACCAAGGCAAUGCAAACCAUGUGCCAAGGCACCAGGAGGAAAAUGGCUACAUCACAUAUUCGCAGUACUCCAGUGAGUCAGACACAACAACGGACUAUGUCAUGGACAAGUAUAGAGACAAGCCUCUCUAUGGGGAAGAGCUAGACAGGUUCUACAAAGGGGGCUACGCUGCCAAGCAGAACGGGCACAUGAUGAAAGUCACUUCCAGGGACAUCUAUUAUUCAGAAAUGACACCCUUGAAAUCAGAUCUCUCCAGGUUCCUCCCAGAUUACCACGCACAAGUGGAGGUGAAGCCCAAACCGCUCGAAUAUGGAGGUCUAAAGCUGGAAUACCAGAGGAUUCCCAGUGGAUCCUCACUGGACUACAGAGACCCCUUCCCUUAUGCCCCGUCCCGAGCAUCGGUGCAGAGCGAGUGCCCCAAGGAGAGGCUGGAGUACAGCGACAGCGACUGGGGGCACAGCCCAGCCAAGGAUGACUAUGACAAGAGGCCCAAGUCAUCCUACGUGGACCCAGCGAGCCCUCAGCCAACAAUGAGGCAGAGGUCCAGGUCGGGCUCUGGUCUGCAGGAGCCAGCCAUGCCCUAUGGAGCAAGUGCGUUUAAAGCACACCAGCAGGGACACUCCUACAGCUCCUACACCUACCCUCGCUUGUCUGAAACUGCAGCAGGCAUCUCCAAGGUGGAUUAUGACCGAGCACAACUGGUAGUUAGCCCACCACUCUCUGGAUCGGACACCUACCCAAGGGGCCCAGUAAAGCUACCUCAAAGUCAAAGCAAAGUCAGCUAUUCCAGCAGCAGCUACCAGUACCCUCUGGUCUACCACAAAGCAUCCCACUAUCACCAGCCGUCCCUGCAGCCGAGCUCUCCCUAUAUUUCCACCGCCUCCUACCCCAGCUCCCCAAGUAUCACGUCAAGUGCUUAUCCCCCACCCAGCUGGGGCUCCUCCUCAGACCAGCAGCCCUCCAGGGUGUCCCACGAACAGUUCAGAGCUGCCCUGCAGCUGGUCGUCAGCCCCGGUGAUCCCCGGGAGUACCUGGACAGCUUCAUCAAGAUCGGGGAGGGCUCCACGGGGAUCGUCUGCAUUGCCACCGAGAAGCACACGGGCAAGCAAGUCGCCGUGAAGAAAAUGGAUCUCAGGAAACAGCAGAGGAGGGAGCUGCUGUUCAAUGAGGUUGUAAUCAUGAGAGAUUACCAUCACGAAAACGUGGUUGACAUGUACAACAGUUACCUUGUCAGCGACGAGCUGUGGGUGGUGAUGGAGUUCCUGGAGGGCGGCGCUCUGACAGACAUCGUGACUCACACCAGGAUGAACGAGGAGCAGAUAGCGACCGUCUGCCUGUCUGUCCUGAGAGCCCUGUCCUACCUGCACAACCAGGGUGUCAUCCACCGCGACAUCAAAAGCGACUCCAUCCUCCUCACAAGUGAUGGGCGGAUCAAACUGUCCGACUUCGGGUUCUGUGCCCAGGUGUCCAAGGAGGUGCCACGGAGGAAGUCUCUGGUUGGGACGCCGUACUGGAUGGCACCGGAGGUGAUAUCACGCAUGCCCUACGGCACCGAGGUGGACAUCUGGUCGCUGGGCAUCAUGGUGAUAGAGAUGAUCGACGGCGAGCCUCCCUAUUUCAACGAGCCACCGCUGCAGGCCAUGCGCCGAAUCCGGGAUAACUUACCGCCCCGCGUGAAGGACAUGCACAAGGUUUCCUCUGUUCUCCGGGGCUUCUUGGACUUGAUGUUGGUGCGGGAACCCUCGCAGAGAGCGACGGCGCAGGAACUGUUGAGACACCCAUUCCUGAAGCUGGCCGGGGCCCCUUCUUGCAUCGUGCCCCUCAUGAGGCAGCACCGGCACCGCUGAAUGCGGCAGCUUCUCAGGAGGAGGUUGGUGCAGAGGCCAGGUAACGGCUAGGCAGGAAUCCCAGCGGUUGUGUGGGAACCACAGGAAGGGGUGGGCGAAACCUUGCGUAGGAAAACCCACCCUGUGGAAAUAACGUGGUGUAUAAAAACCACAAGGGUGCUCCCUGGGGUUGCGAAGGACCCAGGGGGUGAUCCUGGCCACCACGCAGAGGACCACAUUCCAUGGCUGCGCCACGCUCUCAUCUUCACCAUCCAGGCAGAAGGCGCCAAAUGCAAACAAGGUGGAAAAGAUAACAAAUAGAGGAUAGCACAACCAGAGCGAAACACCAGGAUUUCAAAAGUAAUGGCUACGGCACUUCUAUUUCAGAAAAACACUUUUCUGACAAGAAAAAAAAAGCACUUUUUUAAUCUCAGUCAUAGCAGUGUAAUGUAUUUUGAAAUGAAUUUGUAAUUUUCUGUACAGUACUUUUGAUAAUUUGCAGUACUUUGUCAUGUAACCAUUGUGCUCGUUGAAGUAAUAUGUGUAACUUAGCAAGAAUUUGAGAAGAUAAAAAUGUUUCCUACUUUUUUUAAUCCCUUUUGAAUAUGGAAGAAAAAAAGAGCCCUUUAGGAAGUAAGAAAAUCUGGCAGAUUUUCCCUCGGGAUGAGGAUAGUGCUUGUCCUGUUGUCACAGUGGCCUGAAGAGCGAUGGGUGCCAACAAGGAGAGCAGUGUCAGAGCAGUCCCCUUGAGUGCUUGCCCUCUCAGGGCUGCUGGCCUCGUGGCAGCCAUCCGAGCUUCUGCUGAAGGCUGGAAGGCACCGGGGCCCUCAGCCCCCCUUUAUCCAGUGAUGGGAACCAAUGCAGAUGUACCUUUGCUCAAAGGUCAUCCAGCGACGUGGCAUCCCUUCCCUUUUCUCUGCUGCUAAGUCAGUUCAGUUUUGUUAUUGCAGAAAUACCCGUUCUUUAUGUCAUGCUCUGCAAGUUGAUGGAGACGUUCUCCAGAAUCGGAAGAGACCGUUGUGAUACAUUAUGAGAUGUUUGCCAUAUAGAAGUCGUGCUGCUGUCUAGACCUUCUUGAAUGUUGAUACAACAGUUGACUACUGCGGAACAUUUUUGUGUUACUUGUUGGAUGAACUUGCAUGUUAACUGUAGCUUUGCCUUUAAAACUUCUAGAAGUGCUUCAUAAUUAUUUCAAUGAUAAAUUAAUUUUAUUUAUUAAUGAUUAGUUUUUAAUUAUGUAUAGUAUAAAAGCCAUGUUUUUCCAGUUAUUGUUUUCUUACUGACCUCAUUUUAUUAUCUCAAAAGCCAAUUUUGUGACAACAGGAUUAGCUUAUUUCUUAUUACAAAAUUUCAUAGUGAAUAUAUUGUUAUUUGCUGUAGCAAAUUACAACCAAACAUCUAAACCUGCCAGGAGCUGUUUCUUGAAGAUCUUCCUCCCAGACAAAAGAUUUACUAAUAGGACAGAAGCUUUUUCAGUACCACCCUUAAAAGUUAAGUGAAGCGACAUCUGAAGUGGAAGUACUAAUUAGAAAAAACAAACAAACGGAGAAGGGGAGAGAAAUACAAACUUGAACAUUGAGUAAAUGUUUUCUAAUGCGUAUGUCUCACCUCCCUCUGCUUUCUCUUCUUAACCCUGUUUGGGCAUCUCAAGGAAGUGUGUUUAGCUGAGCCCUUGCCCUGCCACAAACACGCUCAGCCAGUACAGACCCGCAGAAACCCAGCCAAGAGAACAAGGGUGCCUACGGAGUUUUUAAGUGUUUGCAUUUUGUAGUCUUGACAACUCAGGAAAAAAAAGGCUGCACGAGUUCGGGCAAUGGCAUACAGGUGAAACUGUAAUACUAAACAAAAUUAAACUUUUUUAAACCAUCUUUGAAUAAAAAUGGGGUUGGUGGGUUUUCCUCUUUAAUAUUCUGCACACUUUAGACUGUUCAAGUGGAGAAUUUUCUGCAACUUUCUUAUCAUUAGAUACUUCAGACAGUGUUCAUUGAGGUUUACUGAAAGUUUUGUCAGUUUCAGAGGUUGUUGGUUUUUUUCGUGACCACCAGCUACUGGUGAGACAAUGCACAUGCAAGUUAAAUAAAUUAAUACAUAAUUUAAUUCUCA